GGUUAGUGGUCUGUGAUGCUAUUACAUGAAUCACUGCUGUAAUAUAUUUAAUAUUCUUUAUCCAUAGAGAAAAGGAGCAUCUCCUCAAAUUACUUUCUAACUUAUUCUUUUAGAAGAGAAGAAAGAGCAGGUUAUUUCAUGCCUUUAAGGCUGCUUUCUGAUUGAACAUUUAGGAUGCCUUGGAGGCUUCAGAAGACCUUUCUCAUUCGUGUGGCUCUAGGGCCCUAUUGAAUCUACUGAUUGGUGGACUCAAAUGGCUUAGGCAAGCCUUGGAGGUAAUUUCUAGACCACAAUUCUAGAAGAAGCAAGUGAAGUUGAAGAUAUUACUAGAGAUUACCAGACUAUUAAUAUUCAUUUUGCAGCGGUAAUCUACCAACUUGAAGAAGCCAUUGGAAAACAUAGGUUGUGGCAAGAACAGGCGCUUCAAUUCCUUAGCCUUUGUUUUGAGGAACAGUCUUUGUUAUCGAUGUUGAAACUUAAGCUAUCAUAUGUGGUGUAUUAGACCAUUGGUGGACAAUAUAGCCAUGAAAAUUAUACAUGCCAUUCCUGUAAAAUAUUGAAGGGUGAAUCCAAUUGUAAGAAGGUAACUCUCCCCAUGAGGUUUGAAGAGAAGUGUGCUGAACUGAGAGUUCUUCUUGAACUCCUUUCUGAUGCUAAAAAUGUGUUUGUAAGGAUUGAUGAGGCAGAUGCUCCCGACCAACUUGUUGAGCAAGCACUUCUAUGCAAAUCUUACUUGAGAGAAAUAGCGAACUUUACUUCAGCUAUUUUAGACAGUGAUCUUAAUAUCAUCUCUCAGAGAUUGACCAUAGCUAUAAAGUUUGGUGUUGAUUCUGGGGCACUCAGCAUAGAUAAAGUUUCUGAACUCAUCGCCGAAGGUGAAAACUUGCUUGUUAAUGUGGAUGAGGAUCUCAGGGAAUGCCAACCUCUUUGGAUCGUAGCAAGUCAGCUCACAUUCAAUCGCGUGCACUUUAAAAUUGUGCUGAGCAGAUUAUGCUGUGUGUUGGCUUUUGAAUCUGGUUGACAUCUAUGAAAUAUUCGCUGUUUUGCAUGGAUUUCUCUAUCUUGAAAUCUGAUUUAGCAGUUCAAAGACCCCGUUUGUGACAUCACCGUAUGAAUUGGGAAAUUAUGGUUAACUAACGAGAAAUUGGAGGAACCUAAAACACCAUCUCCAAGGCAUACAAAUCUAAGAAAGACACAGAAGAGAGAUGAGGCAGUGUGUGGAAGCCGAGAUCAUAUUGAAAUUAAUAAUUUUAGGAAUCUCAGUGAGAUAGAAUGUCUUAGGUGGCAAAAUCUAAAGCGUUUCAGAAGAGCAGCUAAGAAACGUGUUGAUCUUCGGAGUCUUUCUUGAUUUCUGUGUAUACACAACAUUAACUGAUGACUAUUCUUGAGAUUAGAUGGAUAGGUAGAUAGCUAUAUAGCCAUUGGUCAUUGAAUUGACUCAACUCAUUCUUAUUAUAUCAUCUUCCAUCCUCUUCAUUUUGAGAGAGUAAGGAAAUUUUAUUCUAUCCCCAAAGUUUUCAGUUCAGUUAGCUUCAAAGUUUGUAAUUGUCCCAUUUAUGAUUUGUAUAAGUUUUGUGAUGAAAGCAAUAUUUAAAAAUUGACAUUUGCGUU
Neltuma alba is the source of this 1611-nucleotide messenger RNA. RefSeq lists its product as uncharacterized. Lineage: Eukaryota; Viridiplantae; Streptophyta; Magnoliopsida; Fabales; Fabaceae. The transcript is spliced from 9 exons. The coding region runs from base 596 to 1021 and encodes 141 amino acids. The record is from RefSeq and is a predicted model, not a curated record.